AACACGACCGUAUUUGCUAUGACCUAUUGAACCGUGCGAACAUGGCAAUGACGUAUUGUUUAUUCCAAACAUGAUUUCUAUGAGACUCACAGUAGGAUAUUGAAAUUACACGUGAGAAUGAGAUGAUUUUUCAAAAUAAUUGACCAUAUGACCAAAAUAGUAAUAAUAUUCAACGCAUAAAGAUGUAUGAGGUUGACCUUCAAAAACCACGAGCCUAUUUCAUGAAACGUGUACGCUGCUUUUAAUAAUUGCAUUUGAUUGGCUGUUAGUGAAUAACGUCAUUGGGUUGUGACACUAAGGAAACAGGGCCCUAUAGCGUGGAUGGGAUUCCCAAGGAUUGCGCAAUGGAUGGGAUUCCCAAGGAUUGCGCAAUAUGGCAGGAAGGAUCAAUUUUAUAAACCAACUAUUGCACUCGAUAACAGUUCUGAGCAACUUGCGCUACUUAGUAUUGCGACAUCACAUCACAUUUUGUUUUUCAUGAUUUGCCUAGGAGCGGAAACAAGUAGUGUAGCUGCAUUAUACUCGAACAUUAGAAUUGCCAAUAAACAAAUAACAGCCCAAAGUGUGAAGAACCUCAAAGAGAAAUUGGUCUGUGCAGUUUGCAAGAAUACUCUCAAGAAUCCGAAACUUCUUGCAUGCUUUCAUGCAUUCUGUGUGGAGUGUUUGAAACAGGGUGAUCAAACAGAAGUGUUUUCAGGUGAGCUGAAAUUCCCAGCUGCAUGCAGCAAGGUAAUGGAUCUUCCAGAAGAAGGCGUGGCAGGAUUGAAAUGGAAUCCACUGGUUUGCAGGCUACAUAAAGUGCUAGAGGCAAAGAAAAACGCGAGCCAAAUCAUGUGUGAUGCAUGCGGCAACAGCAAGUCACCUUUGACAACCUACUGUCGAGACUGUUUAAGUUUCAUCUGCGAUUCAUGUGCUUCUUACCAUGGAAAAAUGAAACUCUUGCUGAAGGACCACCAUACAGUUCCCCUGGACAAGAUUAUCAAUGGGACUUUCCAAAUCAAUUGGAUGGAAGAGGGCUUGUGGAGAAAGGCGCACGAGUGUGGAGAGCAUAUCGGCGAGCUGCGGAGAUUCUACUGCAGGACCUGCAAGAAACGUAUCUGCAGGGACUGUAUCGUUCUCGACCAUACCAAACCUGAUCAUGACUGCACCACAAUGCAGAAGUUGUUUCAGGAAUCAAAGGAGAAGUUAAACGAUCGUUUGACAAGCUGCAAAGAAAAGGAGGAACAUGUGAGUACCCUGUUAAAUGAUGUGGAUGUACAAGCAAUAGGAACAAACCAGAAUUUUCAUAUGAUGAAAGAAAGAAUUCAGGACCUAAAAUCAACGGCUGUUGCACAUUUGAACAAAGUAGAGGAAGAACUUUUGCACAAGGUUGAAGUGUUGGAGGAAAAACUCAACGACAAAGUGCAAGCUUUCAGAGAUAACAUGAACACAACAAAAGAAAAUCUCACAAAGGCGCAAUCAAAGGCUAAAAAGGUUGUUUCGGCAAAAGAUGUUACUGACAUCUUUAGAGGUCCCUUCUUACCUGAAGAUGUUCUCAAAGAACUGGAAGAAUUGAUCGCGUCAUCAGACGUCACUAUGACAAUUUCUAUGGAUCUCAUGGCUCUGAAAUUUACCAUGAUAGAAGGGUCGAAGUUGCCAGAGCAAUUGGCGCGCUUUGCUAAGCUGUCAUUGCCGCAUAUUUGGCGAGAGACUCAGAUGUUUCCAAUUCCUGAUGAAGACAUUGUGAACAUUUUCUGCGAUGGAAACUCGAUGUACGUUGCUUGCAAAAAGGGGAUUUUCAAGAAACUGUUGCCUCACGAAGCCAACCCGUCCACUUGGAUGAAGCUUCAUCAUAAUACAGGCAUCAAACAGGUGGUAGAUAUGGCCAUAUCACCGACGGACUUAACCUUCUCUUUCAUUGCUGAAACCAACGCAGCUAGUAUGCAACUCUUCACGUUCAAACUUGAUGAUUUUCCAACAUCUCAUGGACAUGCCGCCCCUUCGUCAUCCGUUUCAACGGUCCCACCGUGUCCUCUGAACCCCAGUGCAAGAAUCACUGUUGAUUCACAGUCCCGCAUCAUUGUUGCCGAUAACAAGCCUGUCAUGCCAUGUUUUAUUCAGGCAACCUCAAGGUCCGAAUCGGACAGCGAAACCAAGGGGAAACACACGACACCAUCUGUGACAAAUGUGAACACAUCAUCUGUCUCUCUGGUUAGAGGAGGUAACUCAAAUAAGAGACCAGUGGCGGCGGGUGGUGGUGGAUUUACCUUUGGUCUGACACUGCCUCAACAUCAGCACGGCUUUGCUGGCAUAAGCCCCAUCUCUCAGACAGUAUCUUCUUUCGACAAGUCUCCAAGCAAGGCAGAAAACGAAAUCUCUCCAUCGGCUUCGAAAGGAAAGGAUACAAGACAGAGAAUCACCAAGAAGGGGUCAUCCAUCUUCACAUCAUCCAUGAUACUCUAUAGGGGUAAACCUCGACGCUCGCCUACUUUCGGCUUUGGUGGUACUCCUGUAAACCAAGGGUCUCAGUUAUCUUCAGAUAGUUGCAAGGUUCCACUUGAUAGGGUUCAAAGUCUUGCAGCCGCCAAGACAGGUCAGUUGGUGUUCCUCCGCUGGGAUAAGAAAGCCGUCGUCAUCACUGACAAAGACGGGGGAGUCCAGCUUGAAAUCAAGGAACCUGGCAGGAUGUAUUUGUCCAUCUCCUGCACAGAGAGUGACGCCCUCUACGUUCUGUCUGCCUUCUGGGGCAGCCACAUCGUCACGCUCGCCAAGCAUUCCUUGGAAGAUGGUGGUCCCCUCGAGAAAAUCAUCGACGAACUCGAUGUGUCAGCAGACUUCCAGUCAGACGAGUGGCCAGUCAUUGGUAACUAUGGAAACGACCUCGUGAUCAUGCAUACGGGGAAGGUGAUUCGUGUCUACUCGGCGGAAGCUUGGGAUAUAUUAGAUGACGAUAAGAAGGAUGAUGUGUAGGGUGAUGAAUUAUGAUUCCUUGUUUUGUUUCGGAGGCGAGUUGGCUCAGUCGGUAAAGCGUCCGUCUGUCUAACCAAAGACCCCGGGUUCGACUCCCACCCAGGCGGAUGACUGAAGCCUGCGUUGUGUGUUAACGUGCCCCUUCCCUUGUUCAUAGACGCAGGUUAUGUCAAGUGGAAAACACUCCGUCCCUCUGAUAGGACGUAAAAUUGAUGCCCCGAGUAGAGAAGAGUCACUACCUUUGCACGUUAAGAACCAACUGCACUAUUCGUAUAAGAGUAGGGGGAAACCCCGGUGUAGUGGUCCACCUGCACACACCCCCAGUAUAAUACGAUAAUACUCUUUGAAGAGGUCAAAAGGAAGAAGAAGGAAUAUGGAAAAGUUUUAACAGUGUAUACCAAGUAAACGCUUUAUUUUUAAUAAAUACAAUCAUAUAUUUGUGUUGUUAUCUCGAUCCGUUUUACCUUUAACAUUUCAGACAUAAUAGGUGACCAGUCACCGAUUUUUACUUUACAUACAUUAUCCAUAUCACAUUUCAUUAGUAUUAAUUACGUUCAAAUGCAACUUCGUUAAGCUAAUCUGGCAAUCAUCGGAAGAGGUGAUGUCUUUUUUCAAAGAACAAAUAACAUGUGUUUGUUUUUCUUGAACUUGAAGAUAUAUCAUUCUACACUUUAAGGGUCUGUAAAUAGAGCGAAGUAGCAUCAUGCGCCUUUCACGAUAACAAAGUGAUAUAAAUUACCAUCCAUUUUCUAAAAGUUUAAUUGUCAUGAUAGUGAGAAUGUAAAUCCGUGUUAGAAUACAUGUAUAUCUUUAUUUUAAAAGUUUUUUUGAAACAUUGUAAUCAUGACAAUCUUUUCUAGGCACUGAAUGUUACUAUUAUCUUUUUCCUUUCAUUUAUUAUUCAUGACUCAUUUACAAUAGCCCUCUCCGAUAUGCGGGCCAUCACAAAGUCAAAACAUUGUACACGUACGUGGUAUUCACCCGAUGAGGGGGGAGUUGCCCCACGAGUUGCAAGCCAAAGUAUUUUAGGGGGCGUUUCACAAAACUUGUCAUCAGUGACAAAUGACAAUUUAUGUUAUAAGCUAUUGAAAUCUUUGCUUCUGAUUGGUUAUCAGCAGAUUUGUCACUGAUUUUUGUUAUUUGUCAUUGAAAAAAGGCUUUGUGAAACGCCCCCCCCCCCAAAAAAAGUAUUUCAACUGUCAAAUAUAGGCACUCAAAUUAAUUGUCACACAUGAUGUAUUUGUUUCUUUCCUAUAUUAAAGGGUUUAUAAAUUCUGAUUCUGCCGUUCCAAAUAGUUGCUCAAUAAUGUUGUAGUAUAUAUUCUAUCAAGUUAUCCUGCUCAUGUACAUGCAUCAAAAAUCUAAACUUUGAUGAGAAAGUCACGUUGUUGUCAUUUGUUUGUUGCAGAAAUAAAGACUAACUGGACAAGUUCAACCCAA
Strongylocentrotus purpuratus (purple sea urchin) is the source of this 4389-nucleotide messenger RNA. RefSeq lists its product as uncharacterized. Gene Ontology annotation, biological process: positive regulation of DNA-templated transcription. The transcript has 2 exons. The record is from RefSeq and is a predicted model, not a curated record. The coding region runs from base 322 to 2949 and encodes 875 amino acids. Gene Ontology annotation, molecular function: ubiquitin-protein transferase activity; zinc ion binding. Gene Ontology annotation, cellular component: nucleoplasm; chromatin. Lineage: Eukaryota; Metazoa; Echinodermata; Echinoidea; Camarodonta; Strongylocentrotidae.